AGAGGUGGGAACAUGUACACCUGGCCGGAAGAGGAAGUGGAGUUUUUUGUAUGUUUCUCGUCAGCAUGACCAUUUGCUGUAUGUCCAAGAUUGGAGGGCAGGGACUUGGUCAUAUUAAUGUGUCUAAAGUCUGCAUUGCCACGGGAAUGAUACAUCUUUGAUAUUUGCCGUUAGCCAGUACAUAGUAUAGCAGCAGAAAUCCUCUUGUCUGUGACAGGUAUCAGGAAAAAGAUGGUGGCAGCCAGCAAGAGCAAAGACUGUGGCGGUUUAGAGCUGUGGGUAAAGCCAGUCACAACUCACCUGUAUCACUGCGUGACACACAGUGAGGGCGACCCUGAUCGACUUCUCUCCAUGUGGCGGAGCUUUACGAAUCAUGUUUCAAAUAUCCAUCAUGGUCACGAUGGACCAUAUUCAUGCUGUCUCCAUGGGCCUCUCACCGACGAAAAGCGACCCUGGCUUCUCCCGAACUCUCGGCCAAAGGCAAAGCUGAAUGCCAUUACGCAAGCAAAGCAUUUGCUGAAGGACAUACAGCAGCUUUCACCAGACGUACAGACAUCAGGCCUAGAGGCAUUUCACAGCCUACUCAUAAGAUUCGCUCCGAAAUCUGUGGGGUUCUGUGCUAGAGUGAUGAGAAGCAGGGUGUAUCUCGCCAUUCUUCACUUUAACGAGAACUCAGACAGACAGCAUGCACUGACCGAAGAUGGGGAGUUCAGGUAUCGAGUGAAAGCAUCGAAAGUUCACAAAGGGGAACACGUUGCACUGCCCAUCAAAGAGGAGCCAACAUUUCAUUACUACAAUCAACUUGUUGACAAGUGUGUGGAGCUAUGCAACACAUGGGCUACAUUCCCCGAGGCAUUCAAAGCAUACUCUGGUGACGACCCUCCAUUCUUAAGCCAAACAAACCCUGCCCCAGACAAGCGAGAACUCAUUUACGCAAGACAACGUAGGUUGGGACCUUGCAGCUGCCUCCAGUGUACAGAGUAGCAUGCAUAUGAUCUAAAGCCCCUGUAGCUGCCAGAUCGUGAAGGGAAGGCCUUUCGUAUCGCCGUUACCACGCAUGAUGGAAGCACUCGUCUAUCCUCCGGAGGAAGAGGCCCCCAUGUCCAGGAAGUGAAAUGACGAUAUGCUAUGUGACGCAGUAUCCUGAAAACAAAGAGAAAUGGGAAGGCAUAACUAAUUUUUACUUUUGUAAUAUAAAAAUUUACAGAUAUGUAAACACAUGAUACAAAUGAGAAUAUACAAAUACGUACAACCAUGAGAUAAAAAUUGUGGAAAUGUCACACAUGCAAAAUAUAUGUAAAUAUGUAAUGUAAUAUAUGUAAAUAUGUAAUGUAAUGUAUGUAAAUAUGUAAUGUAA
Ornithodoros turicata is the source of this 1357-nucleotide messenger RNA. RefSeq lists its product as uncharacterized. NCBI's taxonomy places the organism in Eukaryota, Metazoa, Arthropoda, Arachnida, Ixodida, Argasidae. The coding region runs from base 232 to 984 and encodes 250 amino acids. The record is from RefSeq and is a predicted model, not a curated record. The transcript is spliced from 5 exons.